Ziziphus jujuba (common jujube) is the source of this 1591-nucleotide messenger RNA. RefSeq names its product beta-amyrin 28-monooxygenase-like. Lineage: Eukaryota; Viridiplantae; Streptophyta; Magnoliopsida; Rosales; Rhamnaceae. The transcript has 3 exons. The record is from RefSeq and is a predicted model, not a curated record. Bases 16 to 1503 code for a protein of 495 amino acids. Gene Ontology annotation, biological process: sterol metabolic process. Gene Ontology annotation, molecular function: heme binding; monooxygenase activity; iron ion binding.
GUAACAUUUUGUGAUAUGUCUAUCUCCAUGGACUUGAUCUUCCAAUCUCUGUCUCUGCUGCUUUUCAUCCUUUUCGCCACAUCAACAUAUUUCUUGUUCAAUCACAAAAAUUACAGCAACAGCAAAAACCUCCCACCAGGCAGUGCCGGAUGGCCAAUAAUUGGAGAAACCAUUGAAUUCCUCUACGAAACCCCCGAGAACUUCAUCAAUCACAGAACCAAAAAAUACUCUUCACAAGUUUUCAUGACAAACAUUUUCCGACGACCAACCGCCAUCUUUUCCGGUCCCGCCGGCAGCAAAUUCAUCUCCUCCAACGACCAAAAACUCCUCAAAGUCUGGUACCCUCCUUCGCAACGAAGCCUUUUCCAGAUGAACCGACCAAACCCGACACCGACACCGACACCGUCACCGUCACAGCCUUCUCCGGCUACUCAACCUCAACCUAAAACAUUGACAAGCGCUUCUGGUUUUCUUAGACCAGAAGCGAGGUACGUGGCGAAGUUUGACUCGUUCACGAAGAGCUUUCUGAGAAGCUAUUUGGAAGCAAAACAAGAAGUAGUGGAGGUUUAUCCUUUUGCCAAAACGUUCACGCUGACUUUGGCCUGCAAUUACUUCAUGGGUCUGGAAGAUUCCGAGCGAGCAGAGAACCUGGUGGGAAAGUUCGACGACUUGGCUAUGGGUAUUCAUUCCAUGGAUUUGAACUUUCCGGGUACCAUAUUCCACCGAGCAAGCAAAGCGGCAGCUGAGCUCCGGAAGGAACUUGGAAUUUUUAUAGAGGAAAAAAGAGUGAAGAUGUCGUCUAAUAAUGGGGUUGUGAAGGAAGACUUGCUUUCCCAGUUGAUUGCUGGAAACCAGAGUGGCAGGAAAUUUACACCCCCGGAGAAAAUUGUGGAAACGAUGUUGGGUUUGCUGACGGCUAGUUAUAGUUCUGCUGCCACUGUAAUCACUUUCAUGGUUAAGCAUAUUGGUGAAAGGCCCGACAUCUACCAAAAGAUACUCUCUGAGCAAUCUGAGAUAUGGUCAACGAGGGAAGGAAGUGAUGAAGAAAUAGGUUGGGAGCAUAUAUACAGAAUGAAGUAUACGUGGGCUGUUGCAUGCGAAACUAUGAGACUAGUAGCACCUUUACAGGGAGCUUUUAGGGAGGCCAUCACUGAUUUCACCUUUGCUGGUUUCACCAUUCCCAAAGGCUGCAAGAUUUAUUGGGCGGUAAAUAUGACAAACAAGAAUCCAGAAUAUUUUCCUGAUCCAAAAAGAUUUGAUCCUUCAAGGUUUGAAGGAGAACAUGGAGGAUCACAUCCACCUUACUCUUUCAUUCCAUUCGGUGGAGGACCAAGAAUGUGCACUGGUAGAGACUAUGCUCGCCUAGUAAUCCUCACUUUCAUCCACAACUUAGUCAAUAAGUUCAAGUGCCAGGUUUUAUACCCCAGUGAGAAAAUUUUAAGUAGCUUGAUGAUGCCAACCCCAGCACAAGGACUUCCAGUUAGACUCCACCCACUUCCAUAAUUAAUGACAAUUAAUAUUAUGUAAUUGUUGGGAUAAUCUGUCUAUAUUUUAAAGUUUGAAAAGCCAAUCUAUUUGUUUUUUUCUUUCC